Messenger RNA from Diuraphis noxia (Russian wheat aphid), 2374 nucleotides. Its product is annotated as discoidin domain-containing receptor tyrosine kinase B-like. The record is from RefSeq and is a predicted model, not a curated record. Gene Ontology annotation, cellular component: plasma membrane; signaling receptor complex. Gene Ontology annotation, biological process: positive regulation of phosphatidylinositol 3-kinase/protein kinase B signal transduction; cell surface receptor protein tyrosine kinase signaling pathway; positive regulation of kinase activity. Gene Ontology annotation, molecular function: ATP binding; protein tyrosine kinase collagen receptor activity; collagen binding. NCBI's taxonomy places the organism in Eukaryota, Metazoa, Arthropoda, Insecta, Hemiptera, Aphididae.
CUACGUACAGUUACGUACCGCACGCCGUCUCGUGAUAACGCACCCGCCAGACGUAACGACCGGGAUCGCUCUUUGUCGACACACGUCUCGUACGAGCGAACAUUUUAAAACAUCGUAAAAACAUUUUGGAAAAAAACAAAAAAACCAAACUAACAAUCCUUUUUCAACCGACGCGCGUUCGAARGCUGAUCAUAGAAUAUAAUACACCACCACUGCUGGUGGUGUUAUUUUCCCGUGACACGAUGUCCGUCUCGUAGUUUAAUCGUCCGAUUUUUUUUUUUUAGAGUGCAAGAAACUAACAAAAACAUAGAUUUGACUUUUUUUUCACGAAAUCUCUUCGGGCCGUCGCCCGCGCUUCGGCCGACCUGUGGGACCACGCGCGCCAUGGUCGGCUACUACCUCGAGUCCUGUUCAUAACCGAACGCGACCGUGGACGCAACUUUGCUGCUACAGUUACAGUUACCAUAUUAUCUACCAUCGUUGUCGAAGUAUGUCACCAAGAAUACAAUGUCAAAACGAGUGAAAUAUUGAAGUUAUCGAUAAAUCGUAAAUACGUCAUAUUAAACUAUACACACACGCUGGGACAGCAAGACGACGAAAGGAGGAAAUAGAGGAUAAAAUAUUCGAAUCACCAGCGCGCAYAGCCAUGAGACGCGGAGGGGUUYGUGAUUUGUCCAUCGUGCUGGCCGUAUCCACCGUUUGUUUUAUCGGCCAACUGACGCUCGGAAUUCACAUAAGAGAAUGCGAUGAAGCUUUGGGUAUGGAAUCCGGUGCCAUCCCAGAUUCGGCGAUCACAGCUAGUUCGUCAUAUAACGUGCCGAAUGUUGGACCCAGCAACGGGAGGUUAAAAGUCGAACGAGCUGGUGGUGGUUGGUGCCCCAAGCCACCGGUAGAACAAGGCGUCCGCGAGUGGUUGCAAGUGAACUUUGACAAAGUGCACAUGAUCACGGGAGUGCAAACUCAGGGGCGAUUUGGUCAUGGGCGUGGACUCGAGUAUGCCGAAGAGUACACAUUGGAGUACUGGAGGCCCGGUUUGGCGGAAUGGAAACCAUAUAAGAGAUGGGACGGAAAACAGAUAAUGUCCGGCAACACGGAUACCUCGACCGUGGUCUUGCACCAUCUGCUUCCGCCCGUCUACGCUUCGCAAGUACGCAUAUUGCCGUACAGCGUUCACCGUCGCACCGUUUGCCUGAGGGCAGAGAUCAGAGGAUGCCCGUCCGACCAUGGAAUAAUCAGCUACACCAUCCCGUUGGAUGGAUCUGCAAAUGAUAGUACAGACGUAGCAGAUCUCUCGUACGAUGGUGUGGUGCUAAAUAACAAAAUCCAAGGAGGUCUCGGCCGUUUGGUUGAUGGUGUGCGYGGAGAAGAUAACUACAAAAUGGAUAUCGGUUACGGAAAAGUAAUAACCAUUUUUGACUACGAUGCACCACUGUAUUAUUUUUUUUUUUCAGAACCAUUGGCUCAGAACGUGACGGUAGACGCGGACGCACCAUUCGAGGACGAGCAGCUGGUUGGGGGAGCGGUGGAUCCGCCUUGGGACUCGCCUGACACCACUGCUCACAAGGAAAAAGAUGACAGGACCGGAGGAGGGCUGGUGGAAGUGCUCAUCGGCGUGCUGACGGCCGCCACACUCAUCUUGCUUGGGAUUUGUGCCAUUGUAUUAGCUUUGAGCCGACGUAAAAAACAUCAGACAAUCAGYACAUCAAUAUUUAAAAAGCCGUUUGGUGUAGCCAUCAACAUGAAAGACAUAUUCAUGAACCUGUCUCCACACAACAACAACACUACUGGCAUUAGCAACAACAACAAUAACAACCAUAAUCACGGUUUGGGAAUCGGAGGUGGUAACCGGCACAUCACUGAGAACCCAUUGGUGAUYGAUGAACAGAUGCACAGUGACAGUUUCGCGUCGGAUCCUUACGACAAAUCACAACACGUCGUUUACGAAACGCCGCUGUUGGCCCGCAAAGACUACGAGACGAUUCGCAGUAGUAAAGAUGUGCCCAAAAUAACUCGUAUUUGGUACUCACAUGUAAUUAUAAUAGAAUCAGAUGACAUUGGUAUAUUCUCUAAAGAGUCUAAUGAGUCUAAUGAAUUUAGUGAUAAAUUUACCGGAUKCUCAACAUUAUCGUAUACGACGCUAAUGUUCAUGGCUACUCAAAUCACAUCGGCCAUGAAGUAUCUGGAAUCUAAGAACGUGGUGCACAAAGAUUUGGCGGCAAGAAACUGCCUGGUUUCAAGAGGCUAUUCAAUCAAAGUAGCCGACGUGGCUGUAUGCAAUCCGGCUUACAAAAAAGACUAUAGCGAAAUCGGAAACAGACCUCCGGCACCGAUUCGAUGGCUUCCUUGGGAAAGCAUACUACUGGUAAUAUUAUAA